CAACCGCAAACAUUUACUGCAAGCUUCCUCUACGGAGCUCACAUCUCGCCCUACUCACCGUCCCAAGGGUUUUCACAGGACAUCCACGAUGUACAUCCCGCGCGCCAUAGCGACCACCGCAGCCACCCUUGCGUCGGGCGUGCUCAUCCCCCUCUACAUCGACCCUGUCGGUGGGCCCGACUGUUCCGGGUGGGCCCCAGUGCUCAGCAGCAUCGCGGCACACCCCUCCCUCCCAUUCUGGAUCAUCAUCAACCCCGCCAGCGGACCUGGGGCGCACGGGAGCCAGGCCCCAGUCGAAUAUCAGCAGUGCAUCCCCAUCCUCCGCGCCUCGAACGUAGUCGUGCUGGGGUACGUGCCGACGUUCGAGGGCGUGGCGAACAAGAAGUCGGGCGUAACGGAAGACAUCGACACGUACGCUGGGUGGGGCGCCGCGUUCCGGCCGGACGGGAUCUUCUUCGACCAGGUGUCUGGCGCGAGCGGCGAUUUUGCGACAUACCAGGGCUUCACAGAGCACGCGGCGCCGCUGUUUAACGGCGGAAGCGGUUUUAUAGCGCUGAACCCCGGCGACGCACCCCAGGACACCGCAUACUAUGGUCUCGCGGACCUGUUGCUCACGGCCGAGAACUUCUUCGAUGAGUUCAGUACGAGCGACAUUAAGCUCGGAGCAUCCACACCCCCGUCGAAGCAAGCAGUGGUACUCACCAACGGACCCUCGACCCCUCCUACCUCGCUCAUCUCGCAGCUGAUCACGACGGACAAACUGAGGGCGUUUUACGUGACGACGGACUCGCAGACGGAUGGGGCGAACCCGUACGACAACCUUCCGACCGAUCUGGCAAGCUACAUCGAUGCCGUACAAGCUGCUCAGUGAACCCGAUGCCAAGGUGUGCUAGGAUUGGGCCGUAUGGAACUUGAGGUGGAGCUAUAGGUGGCGUCCAGCGGGCUCGUGGGGAGCCUGUAGUGGGAAAUGAAUGCGGAUAUGUGAGGUCACUUAGUCCGAUAUUGAAUUGCAGUCCGGAUCCGACUGCGUUGAUACUAGCUGCUUGAGCAUCGACGCCUUGGCGGUAGGCGCACUGUGUAUGGACUCACCACGCGUAAAGUGUAGCACUACCCACCGUGAGCGGUGUAAAUAGCUGUACGC
Trametes versicolor FP-101664 SS1 is the source of this 1141-nucleotide messenger RNA. RefSeq lists its product as uncharacterized. The transcript has 4 exons. The coding region runs from base 89 to 871 and encodes 260 amino acids. The record is from RefSeq and is a predicted model, not a curated record. Lineage: Eukaryota; Fungi; Basidiomycota; Agaricomycetes; Polyporales; Polyporaceae.